CGCGCGUCACCGAGCGCUUAAGAGAAAGUAGUGGCGGGGCCGGAGCCCGGCGGAGCCCGCGGAGCGGCCGUGGCAGGAGCGGGAACCGGAGCGCCGCCGCGCCGGCACCCGGAGAUGCCCUGCAUCCAGGCCCAGUGCAGCACCACGGGCGCCGGCCCCUGCGAGCGCUGCCCGGCCGAGCUGCUCAGCCCCGAGGGCGGCCGAUUCCCCAUGGAAGUGGCCGGAGCCGAUCUGGCGGCCGCUCCAGCCCUGCCCAGCUUCAGCACCUUCAUGGAGGGCUACGCCGGCGAGUUCGACGCCUUCCUCUACCAGCUGCCAGCCAGCGGCCAGCCCAGCGCCGCCACCGCCUUCAAGCUGGAGGAUUUCCAGGUGUACGGCUGCUACCCCAGCGCCUUCGGGGGGCAGCCGGACGAGACCCUGUCCUCCAGCGGCUCGGACUGCUACGGGAGCCCCUGCUCCAUCCCCUCGCCCGCCACGCCCGGCUUCCAAGCCCCGCAGGCCCCAGGAUGGGAGGGCUCCUUCGGGCCGUACUCACCGCUGCCGAACUACGAGGCCGGGCAGCCCUGGGCUGAGCCAGCCAAGGGCGGGGGGUCCCAGCCUCCCUUUUUCGCCUUCGGCCCCCCGGCUCCCAGCCCUGCUGGCUCCCCGGCCGCCCUCAAGGGGCAGCUCGGCCCCUCGCCCCGUGUGGACCCGCGGCUGCUGGACACGGACGCGUUUGCCCCGAGCCAGGGGGCUCCCAGGGGCUUCGCGGGGCUGCCCCUGGCUCCCAGCUCGCCGCUGCUGGAGGGGCCGGCGCUGGCGCCCAGCAAGGUGCGCAGCCCCGGGGCGGGCGAGGGGCGCUGCGCCGUCUGCGGGGACAACGCGUCGUGCCAGCACUACGGCGUGCGCACCUGCGAGGGCUGCAAGGGAUUCUUCAAGCGCACAGUGCAGAAGAAUGCCAAGUACAUCUGCCUGGCCAACAAGGACUGCCCUGUGGACAAGCGGCGCAGGAACCGCUGCCAGUUCUGCCGCUUCCAGAAGUGCCUGGCCGUCGGCAUGGUCAAAGAAGUGGUCCGGACCGACAGCCUGAAGGGGAGGCGGGGCCGGCUCCCCUCCAAGCCCAAGCAGCCGCCGGAUGCGUCCCCGGUCAGCCUCAUCACCUCUCUGGUGCGGGCUCACAUUGACUCCAUCCCCAGCGCCACCAAGCUCGACUACUCCAAGUUCCAGGAGUCAGCCCCGUGCCCAUUUGAGAAGGAGGACUCCGUGGACGUGCAGCAGUUCUACGACCUCCUCACCGGCUCCAUGGACGUCAUCCGCAAGUGGGCCGAGAAGAUCCAGGGCUUCAGCGAGCUGCCCAAGGAGGACCAGGACCUCCUGCUGGAAUCAGCAUUCCUGGAGCUCUUCAUCCUUCGCCUGGCAUACCGCUCCAAGCCAGAGGAAGGGAAACUCAUCUUCUGCAACGGCGUGGUGCUGCACCGGCAGCAGUGCGUGCGUGGCUUCGGGGAAUGGAUCGACGCCAUCCUCGAGUUCUCCCAGAGCCUGCACCGCAUGAGCGUCGAUGUCCCCUCCUUCUCCUGCCUCGCCGCCCUCGUCAUCAUCACAGACCGGCACGGGCUAAAGGAGCCGAAGCGGGUGGAGGAGCUGCAGAACCGCAUCGUGGGCUGCCUCAAGGACCACGUGGCAGCAGCAGGAGCCGAGCCCGGCCGCUCCAGCUGCCUCUCCAAGCUGCUGGGGAAGCUGCCCGAGCUGCGCAGCCUCUGCACCCAGGGCCUCCAGCGCAUCUUCUACCUCAAGCUGGAGGAUCUGGUGCCGCCACCACCCAUCGUCGACAAGAUCUUCAUGGACACUCUGCCUUUCUGAGUCCCGGGCAAGGGGCUGCCAUGAGCCCCCGACCCGCCUGGGGACAUCUGGGACCCGCCCUGGGCAACCCUGGUUCAGUCCAAGGAUGCCUGGGAACCCCCUGGGCACCCCUGGGUCACCCCUGAGAUGCCUGGAACAUCCCCUGGAUACCCCUAGAUCAGCCCUGGGAUGUUUGGGACCCUCCCUGGGUGACCCCCAGAAUGCCCAAAAACCACCUGGGCAUCCCUGGAUCACUCCUAGGAUGCCUGGAACUCCCUCCUGGGUCAUCCACAGGAUGCCUGGGACCCCCUGGGCACCCCUAGAUCGCUCCUGGGAUGCCUGGGACCACCCCUGCAUCACUCAGGGAUGCCUGGGAUCACUCCCAGGAUAUCUGGAACAUCCCCUGGGUACCCUAGAUCAGCCCUGGGAUGUUUGGGACCCUCCCUGAGUGACUCCCAGAAUGCCCAAAAACCACCUGGGCAUCCCUGGAUCAGUCCUAGGAUGCCUGGAACCCACCCUGGUCACUCCUGGAUCAGUUCUGGGAUGCCCAGGACAUCCCUGUGGACUCCUGAGUGACCUCUGGACACCUGGGAUGCCCCCAGGCCAUUCCCAAGACUCCAUGCUUACCCCUGGGUCACCCCCAGAACACCUGGAACCCCCUCCUGGGUCAUCCACGGGAUGCCUGGGACCCCCUGGGCACGCCUAGAUCACUCCUGGGGUACCUGGGACCACCCCUGCAUCACUCCAGGGAUGCCUGAGAUCCCCUGGAUCACCCCCAGAACACCUGGAACCCCCUCCUGGGUCAUCCACGGGAUGCCUGGGACCCCCUGGGCACCCCUAGAUCACUCCUGGGGUACCUGGGACCACCCCUGCAUCACUCUAGGGAUGCCUGGCAUCACUCCCAGGGUAUCUGGGUCCCCCCUCAGAUGCCUGAGUCUUCUUGGGGGCACCUUUUGGGGUGCCCCACGUGCCUUCACGGCCCAGGGUGCUGCCUCCCAGCAGCACCGGUGCCGUCUUCCCCGGGGGCAUCGCCAGCGCGGUGCCCUCCUCCCCUGUAAAAACGCCCCUGAUGUAAAUAGCGCCGGCCGGGUCCUGUACAGAGCGGGGGGCGCGGGCGAGGGGUGGCUCCGGCCCCCUCAACCUCGGCCCCUUCCCCUUUAUAUAUAUUUUUCUGGGUUUCCCUCUUU
Camarhynchus parvulus is the source of this 3005-nucleotide messenger RNA. It is a transcript of the gene NR4A1, whose product is annotated as nuclear receptor subfamily 4 group A member 1. NCBI's taxonomy places the organism in Eukaryota, Metazoa, Chordata, Aves, Passeriformes, Thraupidae. Gene Ontology annotation, cellular component: nucleus; transcription regulator complex. Gene Ontology annotation, biological process: cellular response to corticotropin-releasing hormone stimulus; regulation of transcription by RNA polymerase II. The record is from RefSeq and is a predicted model, not a curated record. Gene Ontology annotation, molecular function: nuclear glucocorticoid receptor binding; zinc ion binding; RNA polymerase II cis-regulatory region sequence-specific DNA binding. Bases 115 to 1839 code for a protein of 574 amino acids. The transcript has 7 exons.